CUGUUUUCAACAGAUAAAUUUCUGAACACCCAAAAUGAUAGGAUAAUAGCGAGAAGCUCUGCAGAAGCCAGCCAACAUGGAGGUAUUGCUCAGCGAUCUGGACACCUCAAGUCGUUGACGGCAAUCACAUCGGACGGCAAGAUGUCCCUGAUUUUCUUGGAGAAAGGGGUCAAGAAGGAGAUAUCCCCUGGGCACAAUCCCAUUUCGGCAACCGGACUUGGACUUAUCAACAGGACUCAGCUCCAGCACACAGGUCCAAGGUGGUACAGGACAGGUGGCAACGCACUUCCCAGACUUCAUCUUUCAGUUCUUAAGAGGAAAACCUGCUCUAUCCAGCAUAGAAGUUUGGAUGCUCUACGUGCAACCCUCGUGAAAGCAUUGGAGGAUUUGGACGAAGGCUAUCUCCGUGCCGCCGUCGACGCGUUUCCUACGAGACUUUCGGCCUGUAUUCGCGCAAAAGUAGGCUAUUUCAAGAUCUAA
Molecule: messenger RNA, 480 nt
Organism: Haemonchus placei
Lineage: Eukaryota; Metazoa; Nematoda; Chromadorea; Rhabditida; Trichostrongylidae
Source: the annotation of a GenBank genome assembly